Messenger RNA from Amblyraja radiata (thorny skate), 3600 nucleotides. RefSeq names its product DENN domain-containing protein 1B-like. NCBI's taxonomy places the organism in Eukaryota, Metazoa, Chordata, Chondrichthyes, Rajiformes, Rajidae. Gene Ontology annotation, biological process: endocytic recycling; endocytosis. Gene Ontology annotation, molecular function: phosphatidylinositol phosphate binding; guanyl-nucleotide exchange factor activity. Gene Ontology annotation, cellular component: cytosol; intracellular membrane-bounded organelle. The record is from RefSeq and is a predicted model, not a curated record. The transcript is spliced from 23 exons. The coding region runs from base 167 to 3079 and encodes 970 amino acids.
UACAGUCUAACGGAAGGAUCACGGUGGAAGGUACUGACAGAAAAACUUAUCUCAUCUAACAACUUGCAGCACCAGCACCAUCCCUGCCCCCUUCCCAAAAUCCAUGAUCCAUCCAAAUCCAGACCAGGAUUCUUUGCAGCUGUGAUCACCGGCCAUGUAGACAACCAUGGGAUCCAGGAUCAAAGAGAACCCUGAUAGGACAUUUGAAUGGUUUAUCGAAGCCUUGUGUCCUAAAUCAACAGAUGUUGAUCCUGCAGUGCUGAAACAAUAUCCUGAGGAUUACAAUGACCAGGAAUCUUUACAGAGCCUGCCGAAGUUCUGCUUCCCGUUUGACAUGGAAAGGGAGUGGGAAAGUUCCACCGUCCAGCAAUUCACAUUCGUGCUGACAGAUAUAGACGGCUAUCAGCGGUUUGGUUUUUGCCGCUUGACCAGCGGAUCGAAUACCUGCAUCUGCAUCCUCAGUUUCCUGCCCUGGUUUGAAGUUUUCUACAAACUCCUAAACAAUAUAGCUGACUACUUGGCAAAGGGGCAGGACGUCGAGAUGAAAGAGCUCCUGAGGGUUCUGUACACUCAGCCACCACCCCAGUCAGGCUCUCCACUCAAUCUUGAAUUUGCCCAACAGCUGGGAGUUACGACGGAACGAUCUCUGAAAGAUGUGACGAGGAAUAUCAGUAGUGGUAUGCCACUGGUUUCUUAUUUUAUUGCCCCCGACGUCAACAGCUUGCCGACAAUACCAGAGAGUAGAAACCUGACAGAAUACGUGGUUGCUGUUGAUGUGAACAGCAUGCUGCAUCUCUUCGCCAGCAUGCUGCAUGAGAGACGCAUUAUCAUCACUAGCAGUAAACUGAGUACGUUAACGGCUUGUGUACACGGUUCAUCUGCAAUGCUUUAUCCCAUGUACUGGCAACACAUAUAUAUCCCUGUGCUCCCUCCACACCUCCUCGACUACUGCUGCGCUCCAAUGCCGUACCUAAUAGGGAUUCAUUCCAGUCUAAUGGAGAGGGUGAGGAACAAAGCCCUGGAGGAUGUGGUGAUAUUAAACGUCGACACAAAUACCUUGGAGUCGCCCUUCAAUGACCUGGACAAUUUGCCGACUGACGUGAUGUCUGUUCUGAAGAUGAAGUUGAAGAAGCAGUCAGCAGUGACUGGAGAUGUGGUGUCCCAUGCUUUUCUGAGGACGCAAGCUGCAAUCUUUGGAAGCUACCAGGAUGCCCUCGAGUUCAAUCCUGGGGAACCAGUUACGUUUUGCGAGGAGACAUUUCUGAACCACAAAGCCAGCUCGAUGAAGAACUUCCUGCAGCACGCUGUGCACCUUCAGCUGUUCAAACAGUUUAUAGAUAAUCGAUUGGAAAAGCUUAACGAGGGCAAAGUGUUGACAGAUGUGUUCGAGGAGGAGGUUAAUCUGGGCGGUUUUUCUUCAGGCUCAUCCAAGAUGUAUCAGCUAUGGAAGCAGAACGUAAAGAGAGGUGGCGGGGCCCUGAUCCACACCGUGAAAACUAAAGCCAAUCCAGCUAUGAAGAACAUGUAUAACUUUGCUAAAGGUCAUGCUAAAUUGGGCCUGAAGGGAAUGAAAAAUCGUCUGAAGCACAAGGACCUGGGUGAUGAACGAGAGUUUCAGCGCGGCGGUUCGCUCCGGUAUCAACCCGUCCAUCAGCGGCACAUCCAGACAGAGAGCUUACAGAAUCGCCUACCCAUCACCCAGCACUUUGGUCAAUCUCGUCCUCGACGGCCAAAUCGCCACUACACGAACAUCGAUGGAUCCCUCGCCACUGAGACAGACAGGUCGACCUGUGAUGAAGAUGGGCAGGACAGCCCACUGGAUACGGCCAGUGAUGAGCUGCUGCAGAUAGAGGAUAUGGACCUGCUCGGGGAGAUCUUCGAUACCCUCAGCACUCAGACAGCUCAUGACAAGGGCCUUCUGUACGGGACCCGCAGCCUCGACUUCUUCAACCUGGACUCCAUGGAGGACAUCCGCAGGGUCAGGGGUACCAACCCCAGCGAGGAGAACAUCAACAGGAGAGAGUCGGAGCCAGUGAGACCCCAGGUGUGGAGUUUUGAUGGAUCCACAGAGUGUAUGAAAUCCCUGUCGGCCUCCUUGGAAGAAACAUCAGACAUGUCCUCUGUGUCGACCAGCCAGGCAGACCUUGGAGAUUCUGGGAGUGCCUCAAGUCACGAAGAUAACAUAGCACCUCCGGAGAUGCAGCCCGUGAAUCCCAAUACUCCGAGCACCAGCAGUUCAGAGGAGCAUGGAUCACAGGACGACUCCUUGUCCGUUUCACCGUCUGCCAAAGGUAAUGAGAAGUGUACAGGGAUUCACUGGGAUAAAGGGUCCUUGCUAACUCAACUAACGGGAACACCGACUGAAAAUGGAGCCCUUCAGCCAGACACAACCGAGACAAGAAAUGAAAUGCUGAUUGAGGACUCGGGCUCCCAGGGUUCAGCUACAGAGAUCGACGAGCUGAAACCCUCAGCAGAGGACCACCAAGAACAGGAGGUGGAACAAGACGAAGAUCCAGCAACAUGUGCAGAAGAAAGUGCCAGCCUAACUGAGCGUUCACCUCCACCAACAGCUCCUAAAACAUCAACCACGCGGCAGAGAGCGCGGUUAACGUCGCAGGCGCUUGAAGGCAGGGGGGGUGAAGCCAACCUCGAUGUGAUGGAGGAAAGCUCCUGUAAUCAUGGUGCUGGGACAGCGGUGGAGGCUGGCAGCGAGAUGGACCCCUCCUGUGUUCCCACUGUCCCAGCAACCAGCAAGGAGGAGGCAGCCCAAAGUGUGCAAUCAGCCCUGUCCUAUUUCCAAGCCCGUGCUAGCGAGAAAAAGGCCGAAAUCGCCAGGGGAAAGGUUCGCUCAACGUCCGUCGCCUUUAGAUGUGGGAAAAAGGAGUGGAAAGAAGAACUGGGUGAAUCCACCUGCAACACCUCCACCACCCAGCCUCCUAGCGAUGGGCGACCAGCAGAAGAAACAUUGUCUGUGGAUCAGGAAGAACAAAUACCAGAAACUGUGGCGGCACCCGAGACUGAUCCAGAUAUUACAGCAGCCAGGAAGGUCUCGGAGCUGAAAAAGAGAUUUGAAGCCUAGGAGCUGAUUAAAUUUAGAUUUUAUUCCCCAGCAUUGAUGGGCCAGUGACAGAGUAUAGAUGCAAAAUGCUGGAGUAACUCAGCGGGACAGGCAGCAUCUCUGGAGAGAAGGAAUGGGUGGCCUUUCGGGUCGAGACCCUUCUUCAGACUGGUCUCGACCCGAAACGUCACCCAUUCCAGACUGUUUCAUAGCCUUGACAAGGCACCCACAUAAGACGGGGUCUCAUGCUUGUGUCCAGGCAACACUCAUCACCUUGAUAUGUCCUCCUACACAUGUUGAGAAAAUGAGCAGAAAGGUGAGGCUUUUUGAUUUGUCGUUUAUCUUUUCCUCACUCACACUUUUGGUAUUCAGCCCUGACAUUGAGCUGAUCCAGUUGAUGGGGAGAGGCUUGUGGCUGGGGAAGGGGAGGCAGAAACAGAGGGAGGGAGGACGGGGAGAGUUGACCUUUCAGAUGUUAGGUCAGUGGAAUUUGGAAUUUGGGAGUGUGGCAUGUAGCAGACAAGCCCACAGUUGUCAUGAUU